Carassius carassius (crucian carp) is the source of this 958-nucleotide messenger RNA. Its product is annotated as protein shisa-5-like. The record is from RefSeq and is a predicted model, not a curated record. Bases 138 to 827 code for a protein of 229 amino acids. The transcript has 5 exons. Lineage: Eukaryota; Metazoa; Chordata; Actinopteri; Cypriniformes; Cyprinidae.
UUUUCCCCCAGUGUUUGCCUGACGUUGAUGACGGAAAAGAGGGGGAAAGUAUACAACUGGUUCAUUAGACGCCCACGAGCUGAUCUGGUAACACUGUGAGCAUCAAGAGAAGUUAGUUGAAGAGGAAGAGAAGCGCGAUGGCGUUCACCUCAGCGGUUCUCCUGCUCCUGUCUGUGGGUUUAUUCACAGUAACAGACGGUUUUGGAGAUGACUGUAAGAGCUACUUCACCAGCAACGGGUACAGGUCUUCGAUUAACUGCGGGUUUAUGCUGCACUGCUGUGGAAGCUGCGAUAACAGAUUCUGCUGCUACUCUGAAUCUUCGAGAUUAUCCUAUCAUGAGCAAGAUAUGUGCACUAUCAGAAACAGUGGUAUUGCCAUUGGUUUAUCAAUAGCAGGGGUUGUGGUCUUCAUCGUCUUGUUAAUCACCUGCUGCUGCUGCCCCUGCUGCUGUAUCUAUCAAAUGUGCAGAAAACCCAGACCUGCGGUACAAACACAUGUAACUACAGUCAUGAAUACACAAUCCAUUCAGCCGCAGCCUGUAAUGCAGGGAGGCCAGUACCCACAAUACCAACCAGUGCCGACUCAAGCAGGUUACGGGGGUCAGCCAAUGCAGACAGGACCAUAUCAGGGACAGUCAUAUGCACCAGGACCCCCACCCUCGUAUCACGUGGCCAUGAGUCCUGGAUAUCCCACUAUUCAGGGAGGCCAGGCCAUGUACCCCAUGCAACCGCCUGCCCAGCCAGGUGCUGCUCCUAUGCUUUCAGAGACAUCAAAACAGCCGGCUUACAACCCCGCCUACAUGCAGCCACCAAACACUGGUUACUAAACCGCAACCGUGUGUCAAAUCAGUCAUUGCUGGAUUGUGGAGUUUGACGCACUUUCUCAAGGCAGUAAGAAUGUGCAUUAUACAAGACUAUUUGAUGUGCUAUAGUCAGGGUUAUUACCGUUUUUAAUUUU